AUGUAUGAUGGAAUGUGUGAGGAAAGCUUUCGCAGCCUUAUUCGAGAAGAACUGCAGUGCUUGUCAAAGUUGGAGAGGGAUCAGAAACUCAGAGAAUGUUUUGUGAAUCGAACAAAUGCUCUUCGGGAUGAAGAUCCAGCGCUUCCUCUGGAACAAUGUGAUAAACGCGGAAUGUGCAAAUGCCGUCUGAAUGGAUAUGUCUACGAUCCUGAAUCCAAAAAGUGUCUAGACAUCGAUGAAUGCGACACGCUUGAACCAGGUUGUUCCCAAAAGUGUGUGAAUCAUCCUGGCAGUUAUGAAUGCAUCUGUGAUCCAAGUUUCUUCCGCUUGGAUAAGGAUAAUAAGACAUGUGUCAGGAUUGAUAGGGAUCCAAUGUGGCUAUUCUUCGCUCAUGGGCAGUCAAUCUGGAAUAUUUCACUUAGUGGAGGAUCAUUCGAACUACAAAAGGCUGGUCUGCAAAAAACUGCCGUACUGGAUAUUGACGUGGCUGAGCGACGAAUCUACUACGCAGACGUUGGUUCAAAUUCGAUAGAAAGGCUAAAUCUUGAUGGAACAUUCCCUCAU
Molecule: messenger RNA, 564 nt
Organism: Strongylus vulgaris
Lineage: Eukaryota; Metazoa; Nematoda; Chromadorea; Rhabditida; Strongylidae
Source: the annotation of a GenBank genome assembly